This is a messenger RNA of Fusarium coffeatum, 708 nucleotides long. RefSeq lists its product as uncharacterized. The transcript is spliced from 2 exons. Lineage: Eukaryota; Fungi; Ascomycota; Sordariomycetes; Hypocreales; Nectriaceae. The record is from RefSeq and is a predicted model, not a curated record. Gene Ontology annotation, biological process: maturation of LSU-rRNA from tricistronic rRNA transcript (SSU-rRNA, 5.8S rRNA, LSU-rRNA); snoRNA localization; box C/D snoRNP assembly. Gene Ontology annotation, cellular component: pre-snoRNP complex; nucleus. Bases 1 to 708 code for a protein of 235 amino acids.
AUGUCAGAAAUACAAGAGAAACCAGAUACUCCAACGCAGCAGGAGGAGGAAGCUCCUGCGCCAACUAACCAAGCUCAGACUGAAGAUGGUGACAAGUCAACAAGCGCACCGAACCCUUCGCUAUGCGGUGUAUGCAACACGAAUCCUCCCAAAUACAAGUGUCCGCGAUGUCGUCUUCCAUAUUGCUCUGUCGCAUGUAACAAGAUCCAUCGCGAAAAUCACCCUCCCGAUCCAGAAGUAGUACCUCAGCCUGAGCCUUCACAACCGGAGUCGCAAACCCAACAAGCCUCGGAACCGCAACCAUUCGAUUCUUCGAAUCCAUACCAAGUUCUAGAACAGUCCGAACAGCUUCGUCGCCUCUUCCGAAAGUACCCCAAAUUGCCUCAACAGCUCCUUAAGAUCGAUGCUGCGACGCGCCCACCACCCGAGACCAAAUCUGCGAUCCCUGCCUCCCUUCUCAAGGGCGCUCCACCAAAACAGGAGGUUUGGAAUGACGACAUCGGCAAGCAGAAAGGCAAAGACGCUUUGCGCAAGGCGCGCCAUGCAGAUGGCGAGAUGGGUGAUGCUAUUCGCGAAUACUCGGAGCUUGUCCUACACCUCUUGAACAACACAAGCGCGGGUAUAGAUGCGGACAGUGUACUGAGACAACAAUUUGCGCAGAAAGACACUGAGUUUAUUGAACGCCUGAUGGCACAAGAGAAACGCUGA